Xenopus laevis (African clawed frog) is the source of this 959-nucleotide messenger RNA. It is a transcript of the gene prdx3.S, whose product is annotated as peroxiredoxin 3 S homeolog. Gene Ontology annotation, biological process: response to oxidative stress; cell redox homeostasis; cellular response to stress. Lineage: Eukaryota; Metazoa; Chordata; Amphibia; Anura; Pipidae. Gene Ontology annotation, molecular function: thioredoxin-dependent peroxiredoxin activity; oxidoreductase activity; antioxidant activity. Gene Ontology annotation, cellular component: cytosol; mitochondrion. The record is from RefSeq and is marked provisional.
CUCCCACUAAGCCUGAGAGCUCGGCGGGUGGUCAGAGUGUCCUGCAGGCAAGAUGGCGGCGUCCUGUGGAAGGUUAUUGGCAUCGUGGGUGGGUCGCACAGGCCGUCUUACUGGGCAACUCCCCCGGGUCGCUGGGUCUUCUGUGCCGAGGAACAUGACUGCCGUUACACCUUCUAUUUGUGCCGCUCAGAAACUCCAGUUCAGCACCAGUUCAGGGCGGUUCCUUCCUGCCGUUACCCAGCAUGCUCCACAAUUUAAAGGCACGGCUGUAGUCAAUGGGGAGUUUAAAGAGCUGAGCCUGGAAGACUUCAAGGGGAAAUAUUUGGUUCUCUUCUUUUACCCUCUGGACUUCACAUUCGUCUGCCCCACGGAGAUCGUGGCUUUCAGUAACAAGGCCAAUGAAUUUCAUGAUGUCAACUGUGAGGUCGUGGCAGUGUCUGUGGAUUCUCACUUCUGUCACCUUGCAUGGACCAACACACCUAGAAAGAGUGGAGGACUGGGUCAAAUGAACAUCCCCCUGCUCUCUGACCUGAAUAAACAAAUCUCCCGGGAUUAUGGGGUUCUGAUGGAGACUGCCGGCAUCGCUCUUAGGGGGCUUUUUAUUAUUGAUCCUAAUGGAAUAAUCAAGCACAUGAGUGUGAAUGACCUUCCCGUCGGAAGGAGCGUGGAGGAGACCCUGCGACUAGUAAAGGCUUUUCAGUUUGUGGAGACGCACGGGGAAGUCUGUCCAGCCAACUGGACUCCUGACUCACCAACAAUCAAACCCAGUCCAGAAGGAUCCAAGGACUACUUUGAGAAAGUGCACUAACCCCAAAAAGGCUGUGAAUUCUUCCGAUGGCACAUGCCUCACAUUCAUCAGUGAAAGGCAUUGAUUAUAAAAGUAGCAGACUGGGGUGCAUGUGAGGACUGACUAAUGAUAAUAGCACUUCAUCUCUUUAAUAAAGGACAAAUACAUUGUA